Molecule: messenger RNA, 1179 nt
Organism: Tinamus guttatus (white-throated tinamou)
Lineage: Eukaryota; Metazoa; Chordata; Aves; Tinamiformes; Tinamidae
Gene: GLT8D1
Product: glycosyltransferase 8 domain containing 1
Cellular component (GO): Golgi apparatus
Molecular function (GO): glycosyltransferase activity
Source: RefSeq, a predicted model, not a curated record
CCACAAGGAGAAAAUGACCUUGAGGAAAGUGAACAUUUCCAUCCUCAUAGUGGUGGUUGUUAUAUUUCUGUUAGUUCUUCAUCAUAAUCUCCUAGGCCUCAGCGACUUCUUGAAACGGGAAUUGUCAGAUUCAAGCCCAUUAGGACUCCAACCUAUAGAUUUCAUCCCUGCAAUUCCCCAGAGGUUGAUAGAUGGAAGGAAUGAUAAGGAGAUUUCUGUGGUCAUCGCAGCAUCGGAUGAGAGGCUCGGGGGUGCAAUUGCAGCCAUGAACAGUAUUUAUCAGAACACCAGAUCCAACGUGGUUUUCUACAUUGUUACUCUGAAUGAUACUGUGGAUCACUUGAGGCUGUGGCUGAGUAACACUGCUCUGAAAAAUCUGAAAUACCGAAUUUUGCAUUUUGAUCCAGGUGUCUUGGAAGGGAAAGUGCAAGUGGCCUCUGGAAAGGCAGACACCUUGAAACCGUUAACAUUUGCAAGAUUCUACUUGCCCAGUCUGGUGCCUCAUGCAGAGAAGGCCAUCUACGUGGACGACGAUAUCAUCGUGCAAGAUGAUAUUCUUGAACUUUACAACACUCCACUGAAACCUGGACAUGCAGCUGCAUUUUCAGAUGAUUGCGACUCGACAACUAAUAAAUUUGCUGUUCACGGAGCAGGGAAUCAGUAUAAUUACAUUGGAUUUCUAGAUUACAAAAAAGAAACCAUCCGAAAGCUUGCCAUGAAAGCCAGCACCUGCUCUUUCAACCCAGGAGUUUUUGUUGCCAACUUGACCGAAUGGAAAUUACAAAACAUCACCAAGCAGCUGGAGAAGUGGAUGACACUGAAUGUAGCAGAGGAGCUGUACAGUCGGACUCUGGCAGGCAGCAUCACUACCCCUCCGCUGCUCAUCGUGUUUUACAAGCAACAUUCCAGCAUUGAUCCCAUGUGGAACGUCCGGCAUCUUGGGUCUAGUGCUGGAAAAAGAUACUCUCCUCAGUUUGUGAAAUCUGCUAAGCUGCUCCACUGGAACGGACACUUCAAACCGUGGGGACGAACGGCUUCGUACGCCGAGGUCUGGGAGAAGUGGUACGUUCCUGACCCCACGGGCAAGUUCAGCCUGCUCCGCAGGCACUCGAAAGCCCAUGAAGCUAAGUAGAAGAAAUCGUAUUCACCGAUGGCAUUUCUCAGGAAACCUUUGGACUC